AUGAAAUGGAGUGAAUCCAAACCAAGGCUCCAAAAUUUUGUUGAAGAGGUUUUCCAGCUUUUACUGAUAAAGAAUUCGAAUCUCACUUUAGCAUUAAAUUUUAUCCUUGACACAAUUAAACCAUCAUUAACAAGAAAAAUUUCAGGAUCUCCAAUGAUACCGCCCGAAAAACAAUUAUUCAUCGCUAUAUGGAAAAUGGCCACUCCAGACUCAUAUAGGUCUAUAUAUCAAAAAUUUGGCGUUAAUAGUUUUGUUAUCAAGUUUACGAAGAGUUACAUCAUAACGAGCGGUUUCCCUAAAAUUAUCAGUACAAUUGGAGGAGCGCAUAUAAAUAUUCCUACACCACACAAACAUCCGGAAUCUUAUGUCAAUAGAAAGGGACAUCAUUCGAUUCAAUUACAAGUAAGUAUAAGCAGUCACGUGUCAAAACAGGUUGUUUGUGAUGCUCAAAGUAAAUUUAUCCACUUUUAUGGUGGUCAUCUUGGCUUUGUACAUGACGCACGAGUAUUCCGUUUAUUAAAAGUGCAUGUUGGCGAUGUGGCUUAUCUUCUCCACAAACAUUUAUUAACACCGUAUCGAGAUAAUGGACACUUAUCAGCACGACAAAAAAAUUAUAAUUUUUGUCAUUCCUUAGAACGCGAAGCUAUUAAGCGUGCAUUUGGAUUACUUACAAAAAGAUUUUGCAGCUUACUUAUUGUUUUAGAGAUGAAUCGAACAGAUUCAAUACCUGAAUACAUCAUUGCUUGUUGUGUAUUGCAUAAUAUAUGCUUAUUUAAAGAAGAUGAAUUUCCCAUUGACGAAAUAAUCGAAGAAAAUAGAAAUAUGAAUGACAUAAACCAUAAUAGCCAAAAUAGUGAUAUUAGCUGA
Cotesia congregata is the source of this 867-nucleotide messenger RNA. The record is from the annotation of a GenBank genome assembly. Lineage: Eukaryota; Metazoa; Arthropoda; Insecta; Hymenoptera; Braconidae.